GCCCCCCACACCCCACACUGCCAUAUUUCCAGUUCACUCUCUCUCCUCCAUCUUCUUCAUCUUCAUCACCAUUACCAUAUAUGUAUAUAUAUAUCUAUAUCUGUAGUAGAUCCCCACCCCACUUUCAUUCUUUUACCGUUGCUCUCUCUCUCUCUCUCUACAGUGACUCACUCUCUCUGAUUAUCGACGUUGUUGAUUCUUCUUCAUCGCAAUCGUACGGCCAUGGCUCCUCCAUUCACACGCAGAAUCUCCUCUCCAUUCUUGAUUCUUCUUUGCUCUCUCCUUCUCCUUCCCCACACUGCCCAUUCGCAGCCUUUCGUCGGAGUUAAUUACGGUGAAGUGGCGAACAACUUGCCGCCGGCGGAGGCAACUGCGAAGCUCUUGCAGUCUACCAGCAUCGAGAAAGUGCGCCUCUACGGCGCCGAUCCUGCGAUCAUUAAGGCGCUAGCCAACACCGGCAUCGGAAUCGUCAUCGGUGCUUCCGACGGCGACAUCCCCGCGCUUGCCACCGACCCUAAUUUCGCCGUUGUUUGGGUGAAUUCUAACGUCGUCGCCUUCUAUCCGGCCAGCAAGAUCAUCAUCGUCAGCGUCGGAAACGAGGUCGUCACGUCGCCGGACCAGAAUCUCGUCACGCAGCUCUUACCUGCUAUGCAGAAUGUUCAGAACGCCAUUAACGCCGCAUCAUUGGGAGGGAAAGUGAAGGUGUCCACAGUCCAUUCCAUGGCGAUUUUGAGUCAAUCGGACCCGCCCUCGACGGGGGCAUUCGGCUACGGAGACACCAUUAGAGCAUUGCUACAAUUCCUCAGCGAGAAUGCCUCGCCUUUAAUGAUCAAUCCAUACCCUUUCUUUGCAUACCAGAGUGAUCCGAGGCCCGAAACUUUGGCAUUCUGUUUGUUGCAGCCGAAUGCCGGACGAGUCGAUUCAGGAACAGGGAUCAGAUACAUGAACAUGUUUGAUGCACAGGUUGAUGCAGUGCACACUGCAAUGAAACGAAUUGGAUAUAAGGAUGUCGAGAUUGUGGUAGCCGAGACAGGGUGGCCGUAUAGAGGGGACCCGAACGAAGUUGGUCCUAGUUUCGAAAAUGCAAGAGCCUACAACGGGAAUUUGAUAAAACACCUUAGGUCACAGGUGGGCACCCCACUUAUGCCGGGGAAGUCUGUCGAUACAUACCUGUUUGCUCUCUACGACGAGAAUCUGAAACCUGGCCCGGGCUCUGAGCGCUCGUUUGGACUUUUUAAGCCUGAUCUUGCCGUGACUUAUGAUGUCGGCCUUGCAAAGACACAGACUCCGGCGCCAAUUCCAGAAACUCCUGCCCCGACAAGUCCAACAACAACUAUUCCUCCUCCUCCUCCGGUAGUUCCUCCGACAGCAGGAGGCUGGUGUGUGCCGCGCGCAGGCGUGUCUGAUGUUCAAUUGCAGGCAAAUCUGGAUUACGCGUGCGGGCAAGGGAUAGACUGCGGUCCUAUUCAGCCGGGAGGGGCGUGCUUUGAUCCGGCUACGGUGGUAUCCCACGCGACGUAUGCGAUGAAUCUGCUAUACCAAACAGCGGGAGGGAAUCCGUGGAACUGCGACUUCCUGCAGACGGCCACCGUCACGAGUGUUAAUCCCAGCUACGGCGGAUGUGUUUACCCGGCGGCGGCCGGAUAAGCGCCACUGUAGAGUACAGUAGAGGUGAGAUUUGAUUUUGUGUUGUACUGUAAGAAUGAAUAAGUGUGCAUAGAUAUAAUACAUAUAGAUAGAUAGAAGAUUUAUGGACUGGUAAAAGGUUUCUUGUUGUUUUUUGAUAUCCUAUCCUAUCCUAUCCUCCAUUGAUCUUUCUUUGUGUGUGUAAUAAAUAAAUACUAAUAGUAAUGUAAUAGUGAAGCAAUCAAUGAAUCCAUAAGAAGAAUGAUUUGAGUC
Molecule: messenger RNA, 1899 nt
Organism: Andrographis paniculata
Lineage: Eukaryota; Viridiplantae; Streptophyta; Magnoliopsida; Lamiales; Acanthaceae
Product: glucan endo-1,3-beta-D-glucosidase-like
Exons: 6
Coding region: 223-1647 (474 amino acids)
Biological process (GO): carbohydrate metabolic process
Cellular component (GO): plasma membrane
Molecular function (GO): hydrolase activity, hydrolyzing O-glycosyl compounds
Source: RefSeq, a predicted model, not a curated record